GUCAGCGGUGAGCGUGAUUGCGUUCUCGGCGCUCGCGACACAACGAUUUAACAGAUAUCGCCUGUAACGAUAUCUCGAUUAUAUUCACUACAAUUACUACUUUCGACUAUUCGACUUGAACUUUCGCGGAUGACACGUCCGUAUCAUUCGCCGACUAGAGAGAGAGUCCCCGUCGUUCGCUGCUCCGCGCAUCGGAGCACGUUCGGUGAUUUCAAAGUUAACAAAGAUUGCAUCAGCCCUUGUCUGAUUGGUCCUUUCCUAGUGUCACUCACUCGUGUCGUGUUCGAUCGAGAGGCGCUCUUUUGGUUACUGAACAGCACUCAUGGCGCCAUCCACCGGUUGUCUUAGGGACUUCUUAGUAACUUUCUUACAGCUCGGCCAUCCUGCAUUUAUGUUCGUCUUCGAAGAUACAUGUUUAUCUAUCGCUUUUUAUUAUCACAGUUUCACAGACGCAUCUCUUAUUUAUAGUAAUAUCGCUUGUUUGAGACGAUCGGAUGAAAGAAUUGUGUUAAAUGGAUGCGUUGUCAAGUUAAAACCAGCCGUUGGGGACGGAUACAGUGAUGUCUCCCCUUCGAAACGAUUCAUGGAGUCAUUAGCCAUUAGACAGAUAUCAUUAAUUCCGGUACUACGAAUUUUAUAUCUUCAUUUUCUUUUCUAUAAACCAGACCGUCUAUCAAUUUAAAUUUAUCAUCGAC
Messenger RNA from Pogonomyrmex barbatus (red harvester ant), 695 nucleotides. RefSeq lists its product as uncharacterized. The record is from RefSeq and is a predicted model, not a curated record. NCBI's taxonomy places the organism in Eukaryota, Metazoa, Arthropoda, Insecta, Hymenoptera, Formicidae.